UCAUAUUCGUUCUCUAACACCAACACAAAGUGUGAGCUUCUUAGGCAUAAAUAGAGUGAAAAGUCUAAUGUUUUCUCUACAUGAUGGAACCCUGUGCUCUAAAAAGAGGGAUCAGACGAAAGUCUAUGAAGAUUCUUUUCAUGGUACUUUCAAACGGAGCAAACAAGGAGAACAAACACAAAUCAAACUUGAGAAGAACACUACUCUGUUCUACCAAAUAUCAAAGUCGGAGAGCGCCAGGUUGAUAAAGCCUGAUUUUCGGCUUCACCUAGACACUAAGGCAGAGUCAGACACAUUUCAAGAUCAUAGGACAUGCCUGGACCUUGAGCUGAACCUUUCUUCCUCAUCAAGUUCAACUGUAAAAACAAUCUUGAAGAAAGACGAAUGUUCAAAAGAAGAAAGUUUGAUCAUGACCCCAAGUAAGAAGGGAAAGUCAGGUGAUAUAGGGUUAAGUCGAUCCCCGUCUUGGCUAGCGUUUGAAGGUGAUGAUGACGAUUCUCAGAAGAAGCAAGAAAUGGUUACAACAGUGUGCAUGAAGUGUCACAUGCUGGUUAUGCUCUCUAAACCAACUCUUGUGUGUCCCAACUGCAAGUUCAUGCACCCUGAUGAUCACAGCUCAACAAAACAGUUCAAGCCUUUGAGCUUGUUUAAGCUUUUAUGCUAGGCUUUGUUUAUUUCAGGACAUGUUGGUUCGAGUUAUUGAGUCCAAG
Molecule: messenger RNA, 710 nt
Organism: Eutrema salsugineum
Lineage: Eukaryota; Viridiplantae; Streptophyta; Magnoliopsida; Brassicales; Brassicaceae
Exons: 2
Coding region: 68-664 (198 amino acids)
Source: RefSeq, a predicted model, not a curated record